This is a messenger RNA of Adineta steineri, 573 nucleotides long. The record is from the annotation of a GenBank genome assembly. Lineage: Eukaryota; Metazoa; Rotifera; Eurotatoria; Adinetida; Adinetidae.
AUGGUGUCAUCAUCUGUGUCUGUCAGCACUAUUAUUAUCGUUAUAUUUCUACCAUUAAUAUAUACUACAGGUUUAAAAAGUGUAUAUGAAGUUCAAAUUCAAAAAGAAUUUCUUGCUUCAAAUAUAUAUUUAACAUUUGCUCAUCGUUUAUCUUCACAUGGUGUUUAUCAUGGUUUUGCAAAUUUUUUCUUUGAAUCAGCAGAAGAAGAACGUGAUCAUGGAAAGAAAUUACUUGAUUUUUAUAAUGUACGUAAUCGUGAAGUACUUCUCUAUGAUAUUAAUAUCGAUGAUAAUAUAGCAAAAAUGGAAGAUCUCGUCGAAAUGAUUCGAGCAGCUGAUCAAUUAGAAAAACAAGUCUAUGAUAAUCUUAUUCAAGUACGUUUACAAGCAAAUACUGAAAAAGAUUAUCCAACUGUUCAUUUUAUUGAAACAGUUAUGCUUGAAGAACAGACAACAGCAUUAAAAUAUAUGAGUGAUUUAGUUAAACGUAUUGAACGAAAUUCAGACAAUGUAGCGAUUUUAUUACAAAUGAUGGAUCAAGAUUUACGUAAAAAACAAGUGAAAAAACCAUGA